UUUCUAUUGAGCUUUGAAGACAAUGAGACAGCAUCAAGUAAUCGUCUGACAUUGUGUAAGAGCCAGUGAAAAAAUGAAUCUGAGUCAAAUAUGAGUCAGUGAAUCUUUAGAGUUAGUGGAAUUCUGAAUCUCAGUCAUACACACAGUGAGUUCGUGCAUCAUUGUCAUAAAAAAAGGUCUUUGAAUCUGAAUCAUAGAGGCGUUUUAAUGGGUAUGACUGGGUUGGUCUUAGUAUGCUGUAAAUAUCAUAUUUUGACCAAUAGGGGGCGGCAGAAUGCACAUUUAUAAGCUUUAUAUCAACCAUAGACGUUUUCGUGCGUUUUUAUUUUUAAACUCAGUGAAUUAGAUAAAUAUUAUACAAGUUUAAUCAAUGUUCAAUAAUAUAAAUGUAAAUAAUACUAUUAUUUAAAGCACAAAACAAUAAAAGAACAAAAUAAAAGAAACAGGAAAAUGAUCCAAACCUCUAGAGGGCGCCAAGUGUGCUAUUACAUGUACGAUAUUUACUUUAGAAGAAGAAAAAUAAGACGCAUGGUAUAUCAAUAGUUUAAAAUGAUAGUAACAGAUACAGAUGCAUGUGUCGCGUUUACAGUAUGCCUUACAGCAUUUCUUUAUUAUUAAAAUAAUUGCCCGGGCCUGCGGAGAUGAGUCUGAUUGCUCUAGUUAAGUGUCGGAGUGCAGCAGUGCGGCGGUGUGUCCUUCAGUGCAGAAGACUCAGUGAUCAUGCCGAGAAACCGGAUGAAACUCAGCCGGUGGAGGAGAGACGGAGAGCGAGGAAAGCCCCGGGGGAAGUGUCCGUGCUGCUGUUCCCCGGGCAGGGCAGUCAGUUUGUAGGCAUGGCCCGAGGACUGCUUCAGUACAGUAGCGUGAGGGACAUGUUCAGUGUGGCGGAGAAAGUGCUGGGGUACGACCUGCUCUCACUGUGCUUACACGGACCCGAGGAGGAUCUGAUGAAGACUGUGCACUGCCAGCCCGCGGUGUUCGUCACGUCUUUAGCCGCAGUGGAAAGACUUAAUCAUGAAAACCCUGCUGCAAUUGAGAACUGCGUUGCUGCUGCUGGUUUUAGUGUUGGGGAGUUUACUGCUUUGGUAUUCUCUGGCGCCAUGGACUUUGCUGAAGCCCUUUUUGCAGUGAAGGUUAGGGCUGAAGCCAUGCAGAAAGCCUCUGAUGCAACCCCGAGUGGAAUGUUAUCUGUAAUCAGUAGACCUCAAGCCAAUUACAAACAUGCCUGCCUUCAAGCUAGAGAACACUGUCUGUCUCUGGGAAUACAGAAUCCUGUUUGCUCCAUCGCAAACUACUUGUUUCCAGAUGGACGGGUCAUCGCUGGGCAUUUUGAGGCAUUAGACUUCCUCCAGAAGAACUCGAAGCAGCUGCACUUUGCUCGGACAAGGCUGCUGCCGGUGAGCGGAGCUUUUCACACACCACUCAUGGAGCCGGCCGUGCAGCCUGUAGUCGAUGUGCUACGGCAGUUAAAAGUGCGUCGCCCUGAGGUUGCGAUUCACUCCAACGUUGACGGAAAGCGUUACAUGCAUGAAAAACAUGUGCAUCGGCAGCUGGCCAAACAGCUGGUGUCACCGGUGAAGUGGGAGCAGACGCUGCAUGAGAUUUAUCAACGGACUCAGGGGCAGGAGUUUCCUCACACCUAUGAGGUGGGACCUGGGAAACAACUAGGGGCAACACUGCAAAAGUGCAACAUGAAGGCAUUUAGGAACUACACACACAUUGACGUGGUACUUCCACAAGAUGAUUGAGAGAUGUUUAGGAAAUGGCUGCUUAAUUCAACUUUAAUAAGAUCAUGUUGCUAGGUUUCCAGACUUCACUGACAAUUUUUGUUAGCUUACACUUUUUGUAUCGUUAUAGGAUUAUAA
This is a messenger RNA of Clarias gariepinus (North African catfish), 1865 nucleotides long. RefSeq names its product malonyl CoA:ACP acyltransferase (mitochondrial) (gene mcat). The coding region runs from base 642 to 1748 and encodes 368 amino acids. The transcript is spliced from 4 exons. NCBI's taxonomy places the organism in Eukaryota, Metazoa, Chordata, Actinopteri, Siluriformes, Clariidae. The record is from RefSeq and is a predicted model, not a curated record. Gene Ontology annotation, molecular function: transferase activity.